Molecule: messenger RNA, 3396 nt
Organism: Naegleria lovaniensis
Lineage: Eukaryota; Heterolobosea; Eutetramitea; Acrasida; Naegleriidae
Exons: 2
Coding region: 1-3396 (1131 amino acids)
Biological process (GO): cortical actin cytoskeleton organization; regulation of cell shape; cell migration
Cellular component (GO): cytosol
Molecular function (GO): actin filament binding
Source: RefSeq, a predicted model, not a curated record
AUGUUCAAAGCCAUUCGUAAUUACUUUAACUACAACGACCUGAUCGAUAUCAAUAUCAAUGAAAGGCUAAAAUACAUUCACAAUGAAAAUGGAACAGAAGAACUCAAUCUUCGAAUUUCAAACCUUCUUACCGACAAAUACGAAGAUAAAGUUCUCAUCUUCAACUUUACAUCCAAACCGUUUCCUUCCGUAGCUACACGUCCAUGUAUUGACAUUGGUUCAACACCAGUCAUCAGUGAACAUUUUGAACAAAUUCCAAUUCUUCUUUCCCUUUCUCAUAUGAUUGAUAACUAUCUCCUAAAUUAUUCAUCAUCCAAAGAUUAUUAUGUGGUAUUUGUUGCUUCUACUCAAACCGUUUGUUAUGCCUUGUUAUUAGCUUCGGUAUUUGUUUCCUAUACCGAUUCCAAAAUGUAUAUGGAUAUGUAUGGAAUUGAACAAUCCAGUCUUAAAUCUCAUCAUCCAGAACGAAUUAUUACUACAACGGUAUUGGAUGGCUCUACAGUUCCUUCUGCUCAUUCUUCUCCGAAUAUUCAUAAUAGUAAUACUAGUAGUAGUAAUAACAACAAUAAUAAUAAUAACCACUCGAUCACAACCUCCGAUGAAUAUGUCUUUAUCAAUGAGCAUAUGAGUGGAGAUCCCAAUGCCCAUGAUACGAAUGGUUCAUCAUCAACCGCUGGAAUGGGAUCACCCAAACUAUCCCGAACUUCUAUUGCAAGUGCCUCUGAAGCAGGAAUGGAUCAAGCAAUGGCUGCAGAGACUAAUUCCACGUGUAGCGAUCGAACCACCACAACUGUCACUACUACAACCACGACAACGAAUUAUAGCACUCGAAUUUUGAAUACGGUGCAAAUUCUACAGCAUGCCAGAGAAACCGUUUAUACUCGAUUGGAGAAGAAAUUGAAUGCUAAAUCGUUGAACAAGCUCAAGAGUUUGGAACCUUCUGUUUUUAGAUAUGCUAAUUUAUUUCUGAUUGCAUUGCAACGACCGCUUUCAUUGAUGAUUAUUCAGGAUCAUCCUCAUCUUUCCAUCUCUUCUCAAAUUAGAACGACUUAUUUUAAACCAUCAUGCUUUAGAUUGCAAUGUAUUUCAAUGAAUAGUUCGAGACUUUGUGUGAAAUACUCGAAUAAUGGAAUGAUUGCUUCAUUCUUAGAUCAAAGUAAUUCAACGUUAGAAAAUAGAAGACAUAGUAUGUCUGCUAGAAAUUUAAAACGUGAGGAAUGGGUCUCUGUAAGCAAAGGCGAUUCUACAGACGAUGAUAACAUUCCUGACAGUCUAGUUGCUUUCCAAUAUCGGAAAUUGUACUUUGUCGUUCGAAAACAAACCGACAUUUUGUUUUCAACUUUCACAACCGCUUCUACCAAUAAUGCUCCAAGAGUAGAGAGAAGAAAGACAGUUCUCUCUUCACACAAUCCAGAGGAGAGACCUUCCACUCGUGUGGAAACAUGGUUCCAUUAUAAUUUACCAUUCAAUGAAAGCAAACCAUUGAUGGGAGAUUUUAUAUUGCUAGCAUUUACAAUGGCUGAUGAUGGUAAUAUUAUUUCACUGUUUAGAUUUACUUUUAAUACCAUGUUUUUGACAAGCACUGUUGUAGUCGUUGACAAGAGUGAGCUCGAUUGGGCUCACAACUCUCCUGCAUUUUCAUCAAAUUUCAAAUUAGAAUUGAAUUUCUCUGAAAUUGAUUGCAGCAGUGAAAAGGAAGCUGAAGAACUUUCUACUUCCUAUUGGACUGAAUUGAUUUGUGCUCUUGAUAAAUGUCCACAUUUCCUUUCAAGAACUGCAGAACUUGACAAUGCAAGACAACUCUUAGUGACCAAGCCCUAUCUCAUUGAUGUACCAAUAGGAGACAACAUGUUGACGACAACCACUCAACCAGGAAGUAGCAACAAUUCACCUCUUCUUGUAAAUAACAAAGAAAAUUCAUCUCCUCGUCUCAAUGGACAAAACUCUUCACCCAGUCUUGGUUCCAUUCCUCCUCCUCCACCUGAAUUGGGUGUGAUUCCUCCUCCUCCUCCAACCAAUGGAGGGAGUUUCAUUCCUCCACCUCCACCUCCUGGUUUUGUUCUUUCAUCUUCAAAAAAGAAAUACAAGACAGCUGAAGCAGAAGAAGUGAGCAAAACAAAACAAUUGCAUUGGAAGCCAAUUAAGAAAGUGAGCUCUGCAAGUUCCGUUUGGAGUCAAAUUGAUGAGGUUGAUGAAUCAUUAAUUGAUCUCGAAAAGAUUGAAAUGCUCUUCGCAAAACAAGCCAAGAAUGAUGAAGAUGACAUGUCAACUUCUCCAAGAUUAGGUUCUUCUUCAACAAUACCUUCUCCAAGAACUAAGGUGUCACCUCGACAACAACAAAAGUCACUUGCCACUGAAGGUAUUAUUGAUGCCAAGUCUGCUAGAAAUAUUGAAAUUAUUAUUAACAGUCAAUUUAAGCAAGCUAGUAGUGAACAAGUUGUUGAAGCAAUUAAUAAUCUCAACAUUACAGCUCUCUCUGCACAACAAGUUGAAAAUAUGGAACAAUUUGUCUCUACCAGUGGUGACUUGUUUAACAUGAAGGCCAAGCUUAAAGGAAUCGAUCGUGAAGAGUUACCAAAAACAGACACCUUCUUCUUGGAUGUGUUAUCUGUUGAGGAAGUGGGUACCAAGCUUAAAUUGAUGAAAUUCAUGUUGAAUUAUCCAAAUCUUCAAAAAGAUCUUACUGAUAAGAUUGAAAAGAAGAGAGCUGCGAUCAGGUGCAUUACCAAUUGUGCAUCAUUCACAAAAGUUCUUUCUUACAUUCACGCCAUUGGUUCAUUCAUGAAUAGAGGUAAAAAGAGAUUAGAAGGAGAGGGCUUCGAUUUAAGAAUUUUACCCAAACUUGUGGACACUCGUUCAUCCAUUGAUAAGAGUAUGAACUUGAUUACCUAUCUUGUCAAAGUUCUUGAAAAAGAUACCACCGGAAGUAUUAACUUUGAUCAAGAGUUGGUGGAUGCUGGAGUUUGUACACAUGGUGUGACUGUCACUUUGGCCAAUGUCUCUCAAUUACUAAGUGAAAUUCAACAACAAUACAAAUUUAUUGCAAAAGCAGUGGAUGAUAUCAAUAAGGAGAAGUGCACUGAGGAUUACAAGACCAAUUUGAUAACUUUCUUCAAGACCUGUCAAGAAGAAUAUCCUAAAAUGAUGGAGGCCUAUGAAAGUUUACAAAAAGAAGCAACCACUUGUUAUGAAUUCUAUCAUUUUGAACUUUCUGAUGACGGUUCCGAUCGAAAACUAGUUGAAGAUGAAUUCUUUGCAAUUAUUUCCGAGUUUGUCACUCAGUAUCGUAAGGCUAAGGAAUCUGUAAUCAAGUCUCCAAGAAGCAGUCCAGCAGGUAUGAAAAAGAGAAGUCAGUCCUUGAUGAAACUUGAUUUGAAUAGAAUUGAUAAGAGAUGA